CUUUUUUCAUAAUAUCGAUAAUAAACUGUCGCGUGCGUUGGUAUCAUGGAUUAUAGAAAAAUAUAUUUGAAAACACGAGUGGACGCUAAACUAACAAUGAAACAUGUCUCUGCUUUCUAUGGAGAUCGCAACUGUACAAGCCCUGUUGAAGCUUCAAGGAUCGAAAAUCCCUUUUCCGCCCAGUGAAAUGGAUAUAGCGGAAGUAUUGGCCGCUGAAGCGUUAUUGAAUCUUAGGGCGUCCAACAAUCCUUCAGAGAAUUCUGAUGGCCACAUCAUUGACGAGCAAUCUAUCAACAUACCCAAUGAUAUGGACGUAAUAACAGAUGGUGAAUCUGACUCGUCAUCACAUCGGACUCCCCUGAUUGAGAUUCAAAAUGUCAGUACAUCAGUUAAAACUGAGAUGCCAAAUAUGGAAAGCAAUGAGGAGCUUGAAAUGUCGACUGGGCCUUCUACUGUAGUUGCAUCGAAAGGACGACGUUCUACUACGGAGAGAUGCACGACGAAACGGAGAAGAUCUCGAACAAGCACCCCAGAAUCAAACAGACGCUGCGGCCGUUCGAAUCCACAAUCAAAGAAUAGGUGUGGAAAUAAUAUGGUUCGAUUAGGAGAGGGAUAUGCCAUGGUCCCUAAGGAUGUCCUAGCGAAUAUUAAGUGGGAAUCAUAUAAAAACGCAACAAGAAAACUACUAACAGCUGUUUUUCCUCGCGAAGUUCUGGCAACGCACUCUAUGUCAGGGAAACCAUCUCCAGCAUUUCCCAACAAACCAGCAAAGGCGAAGUUGGACCCAAAUGUCAUUAGCGAUAUUAUUAAAACCGUUAUGGCCAAAUGUGGCGUAGCGGAAAAUAUAGUGAGGAUGACCAUAACCACUAAAUGCGCUGACGAGAGUAAGAUGAUGCGAUACCGGAAGAGAUAAAGAGUUGAUGUUGAAAUUUUAAACACAACUCUAAA
Molecule: messenger RNA, 948 nt
Organism: Pieris brassicae (large cabbage white)
Lineage: Eukaryota; Metazoa; Arthropoda; Insecta; Lepidoptera; Pieridae
Product: protein insensitive-like
Exons: 9
Coding region: 104-913 (269 amino acids)
Biological process (GO): positive regulation of neuron differentiation; negative regulation of Notch signaling pathway
Cellular component (GO): nucleus
Molecular function (GO): transcription corepressor activity; DNA binding
Source: RefSeq, a predicted model, not a curated record